This is a messenger RNA of Mytilus trossulus (common blue mussel), 1616 nucleotides long. RefSeq names its product cyclin-dependent kinase 4-like. Bases 243 to 1250 code for a protein of 335 amino acids. Gene Ontology annotation, biological process: regulation of G2/M transition of mitotic cell cycle; G1/S transition of mitotic cell cycle; protein phosphorylation. Gene Ontology annotation, cellular component: nucleus; cytoplasm; cyclin-dependent protein kinase holoenzyme complex. NCBI's taxonomy places the organism in Eukaryota, Metazoa, Mollusca, Bivalvia, Mytilida, Mytilidae. Gene Ontology annotation, molecular function: ATP binding; cyclin-dependent protein serine/threonine kinase activity; cyclin binding. The transcript is spliced from 8 exons. The record is from RefSeq and is a predicted model, not a curated record.
AACCAAUCAAAACUGCGUUCGAUGUCGUGGCUUUACGCGGAAUAUUUCUGAGUGCUCAACGUAUCAACAAGAGAAAAAAGAUAAAGAAAAUUAAUUAAAAAUCAGAAAAGGGAUUAUUUACCAAAAAGAAAUGUUUGGAUGAUACAUAUUUAACUAGACUUCAAGUUGAACAGGUUUCAUUAUGUAAUUACAUGGCAGUAAAAGACAUGUUAUUAAGGUUGCCAUGGUAAUUGAGGGAAGGGAUGUUAGCGAUGACCAGUCGAAAAGAAAGGUUUGAUAACAACAACUAUGAGGUGAUAUCUGUUAUCGGAAAUGGUGCCUACGGGACGGUGUACAAGGCUCGUGACAAAGAGGGACAACUUGUGGCCAUGAAAAAGAUUCGAAUACAAAAUACAGAAGAAGGCAUGCCAAUGAGUGCAAUUAGAGAAAUUGCUUUAUUAAAACAACUGGAAAACUAUGAGCAUCCAAACAUUGUCAGAUUUCUUGAUGUGAAACAUACAAAUCAAACUGCAAAUGAAAUCCGUCUCAACUUGGUAUUUGAAUUCAUAGACCAGGAUUUGGCAGCCUAUUUAGAAAGAUGUCCAUCACCAGGACUAGGGCCAGACAGAAUCAGAGACUUAAUGUAUCAGUUAUUAAAUGGUGUAGACUUUCUUCAUGCUCAUCGAAUUGUACAUCGAGACUUGAAGCCACAGAACAUACUUAUAACAAGAAACGGCCAGUUAAAACUGGCUGAUUUUGGACUUGCUCGAGUUUACGGGUUUCAGAUGGCACUUACUUCAGUGGUUGUAACACUAUGGUAUAGGGCUCCAGAGGUCAUUUUACAAGCAUCAUAUGCCACCCCUGUAGAUUUAUGGAGCUGUGGGUGCAUAUUUGCAGAACUUUUCAUCAGAAGGCCAUUGUUUUGUGGACAGUCAGACAUAGAUCAGUUAGCUAAAAUAUUUGAAAUUCUGGGACUUCCAAUGGAACAUGAUUGGCCAGAAAAUGUUACGCUACCAUGGAGCUCAUUUAAACCAGUCCCACCACAGCCACUACAAUAUUACAUACCAGAAAUAGAAUCUGACGCUCAAGAUUUACUAGAGAAACUGUUGCAGUUUAAUCCACAUAAAAGAAUAAGUGCAAGAAAUGCUUUGAACCAUAGUUAUUUUAGAGAUGAAAUAGAUAGUUUACGGACGUCAAGUUCUAUGUCAGUGUCAGAAAGUGAUUCAGGAUUGGAUACUAGCAGCAGAUCUGACACUCCUGUCAGUAAAUGAAACCCUGGUUUUGAUUGGAUUGCUGAGUAGUGUCAGGGAAAUGAAACCCUUAUUUUGAUUGGAUUGCUUAGCAGUGUCAGGGAAAUGAUUCCUUUUCUGUGAUUGGGUAGAUAAUAGGAUCAGGGGUUUGCUGGUGAUAAGGUUUAUCCAUCAAUUAUUGAAUUCCAUUGUAGGGUACAAGGAUUUUAUGGUUGGCUAAAUCAAUGCAAGAACAGAGAAGAAUAGUUCAGGAAUACGAAUGAGUGAAUGGUAAAUGAAUGUAAGAUAGUUGUACAAAUGUAUAUAAAACGUCAAGAUUUUUCAAGAAAGUAUUUUUGCACUGCUGAACAAAAACAGAAAUAUAUAUACAAACAUAGGUCAGAGGAG